Messenger RNA from Owenia fusiformis, 2369 nucleotides. The record is from the annotation of a GenBank genome assembly. NCBI's taxonomy places the organism in Eukaryota, Metazoa, Annelida, Polychaeta, Sabellida, Oweniidae.
CAUCACAAGGUCACAUAGACAUAUUAAUACAUGGUCUACAUUCAAACUUAAAAAUAUUUCAAGAGAAUAUGGAAAUCUUUAAAAAGAUUAAUUGAAAUAAUAAUCAAAUAAAAAAAUCAAAAAAAUCAUAUGGUAUAUCAAGUAUGCAGUCAAAUCAAUAGAGGCAUGAUUUAAAAUGACACAUGAUGUUGAGACUGAAAAAAUGGACAUGUUGUUGUUUUACAUUGUUAUGCUUUAUGUUGAUUUUCUUGUUAAAAACUCAGAUGAGGACACCAGCAACCAUUAGAACUACAUUUCAAUUAGAAAAAGAAAUCAAUUAUCUCUGGAAAAAGGAUGAUAAUAUUAUACUUAAAGUUAAAAAUGUCGAACAAAGUGCUCAGAUUGUGAAUCAUACAGAAGGAUAUGUCAGAAGUUUAAAUCGUGAACAGAGUUUAUCAAUACGUCUUUCUGAUUUGAAAAAUCAAGUAGAGAACUUGAGGAAGAUAACACUACAGGAAGUGAAAUAUCACAAUUUUUACGAUUUUCCAGGAAAAUUAGACCCAGGUGAAAUGAUUUAUGCUGAUGAGAAGAAUUACUUUUCUAAAGUUUCUGAAAUUAAUCGAGUCAAAAUAGCACACCUUCAUCGAGUCAAAAGUUCGCUGAGUAAGAAUUACGUGAGAACUGAAAUAUACGAUGCAGCAAUAACGCAACAAUUUUGCCACAAUUUUAUGAAAAAAUUUGGAAUCAAUAAGACAUUUGAAGGAAAAUUCUGCCAUAUUGGCAUUGAAAAAUCGCUAUGUCAAAGAGAACUUGAACGAAGACAUUUUAAUUUUUAUGAUGUCCAUCCAAAAACAAUUGAUCAACAAGGAGAUAGAAGAAGGUUUGGUCACCAAGGAGAUGGAAAAACAAGGUUUGGUCACCAAGGAGAUGGAAUAACAAGCUUUGGUCACCAAGGAGAUGGAGAAACAAGCUUUGGUUACCAAGGAGAUGAAAAAACAACUUUUGGACAUUUUUAUAUUCAGGUUAUACAGAUGGGAUAUAUUGAAACAUUAGGACGUGUCACAGUAUACGACGAGGACACAUUUGUGACCAUAUUUCCCGAAAUGUGUCUCCCUGAGACCAAUUUUGAAUCAACUUACAAACAAUUUUACAAAACAGAGGAUGAAGUGUUCAUUAUUUCUCAAUUUGGUGGCAAUAAUUUUUAUCAUACAAUGGUGGAAUUAAUACCACGUUUGAGCCUUUUUAUGGAUCUUCUACAAAGUCAUCCAAAAAUCAAAAUCCACAUCAUGGAUAUGAGCUUCACAAGAGAUGUUUUAGGGUUACUUGGAUUCGAUUCAAAUCGAAUCGUAUCAGGUUUUGUAAAAGCAAAGAUAGCGUACCUUCCUAGGGGAACUAAGUGCGGCAAUUCUGACCCUUUAACGCUACAGAUUCUGUCUGAUAAAUAUUUAGAUGUACUCUCAAAUAAAAUCAACUUCAACAUACUCUCAAAUAAAAUGGAUUUACACCACCAGCGCAAACAUCGAAACUCCAUUCUCCUUAUCAAACGAUCUGGAACCCGAAAAUUCAAACAACAUGGCCAUAUAAGAAACACAAUCUCAAAUAUUGCAUCAAGAAAUAAUCUUAACUUCCUAGAAUUUUCUGAUGUACCCCAGAAGAAAAUACUUGCAACAGUCGCAUAUUUUAACAAUGCCUUUUUAGUUAUUGGAGCACAUGGAGCGGGGUUAUCAAAUAUUUUGUUCAGUCGCCCUGGGACUUUUAUUAUUGAAGUAGUCUGUCAGGGAUACAUAAUUAACCCAUGUUAUUUAGACCUUAGUAGAAAACUAGGUCACAGAUACUAUGGUAUAACAUCAAUGAAUAAAGAAAAGAACUGCUUUAACGGUGAACUUGAGGUUAAUGUGACAGAAUUAGUUGAAGCAGUAGAGUUUUUUGUGCAACAAUUUAUCCUCAAUAAAUCAGAAUUAUGAAUUUGUAGUUAUGGAAUCUGAUAUUUCUUAAAUAAUAGUUUCUGCAAAGCUCUACAGAAAUGUCUAGCUACUACAUUAAUGUGUUUAUGGAGUUACUCUGGCCAUGUGUUUAUGAGUUACUAUGGCAACAUGUUGUUGGAGCCACUACGAUAAUAUGUUGAUGUAGCUACUAUGGUUAUAUGUUGAUGGAGUUACUAUGGUAAUAUGUUGAUGGAGCUACUAUAGUAAUAUGUUGAUGGAGCCACUACAAUAAUAUGUUGAUGGAGCUACUAUGGCAAUGUGUUUAUGGAGUUACUCUGGCCAUGUGUUUAUGAGUUACUAUGGCAACAUGUUGUUGGAGCCACUACGAUAAUAUGUUGAUGUAGCUACUAUGGUUAUAUGUUGAUGGAGUUACUAUGGUAAUAUGUUGAUGGAGCUACUAUGGUA